AUGAAUAAAUUAUAAAUCCUACAGUCUAUUCAAAAAGAAAUAGAUGAGAUUAUUGAGAACAACUAAUUUAAUGAUGAAGGUAUUGAGAAUGAUCUUAAACAAUUACUAGAAUAAUAAGAUGAUGAAAUUAGGACUGAAAUAAUCUUAUACAUACAUUAACACUUCCCUUAAUUUGCAUAAACACAGGAAAAUCUAAGAGAAAAGUACUCAAAGAAUUUAUAGGAAAAAAAAUAUGAUUAAAUACUUUUGGAAUUAAAAAAUAAUCAAUAUUGUGAAUAGAAUUUGAUACCUCUAUCGAUUUAGAAUUAUUUAAUUCCUCUUUAACAAUUAAAAGAUAAUCUUCAUUUAAUUUUUGAUCUAAUCGAAUUAGUAAAAUAAAAUGGAUAUCCUAAUUUUAUAUCUUUGUUAAAAUUGCUUAUUAACUUGUUCUUUCUCGACUGUGAUAAUGAAAUAAAAGGAUAAAUUCAUUAAUUUGUAGGGUCUCUUUUAGAAAAUUAAAUAUAUAAAUUUGAAUGUUAUGUUGCAUAAAUGACUUAAAAUAUAUAAAUUCAAGAUAAUUUUCUAGAUUGCAUUCAUAAAGUCUAAUCUAAAGAGAUAUCAGCUAAAUAAGGUAAAGAAAGUUUACAUUAAAAAUGUAAAGAUAACCAAAUCCUUUUUUUGUUUGAAUUAUUUACUCUUAAACUUGGAUCUCAUGCUGAUAAUUUAAAAGGGUUUAUUACAAAUCUAAUAUGUGCGAAGAAUAAAAUAAUCAAUAAAGAUGAGUUGAUUGAGUAUGUUUCUUUGACAGAAAAUUUUAAUGAAAAUUUAGACUUUUUGUACUUUAAGUUUGUGUUCUAUUUUUGGAUUUAAUUUAUUGAAAUCUUUAAAAUCAAAGAAUCCAUCUUGAUUGUUGAAGAUAAAUUAAGCAAAUCUUAAACGAAGAAAAAAGUAUUAGAAGGUGCUAUUAAAAAUUUGAAUUCCAAAGAGAAAAACAUGAUCUACAGAUAUCUUAGAAGAAAAAUACUUUAUUAUUGCAAUUUUGAAGAUGAAGAUUUUAGAGAAGUUUACCAAAAAUAUAAAGUUAAAGAGAAAGAAUUUAUAUAAAAGGUAAGUAAAUUUAAAUCCUCAAAUGAGUAAAAACUAAAGGAAUUUGCAGAAAUUUCAAAAGAACUAAUGUUUUACCAACUUAAAUCUUUAUAAAGUCAAUAAAAAUAUUGGACUAAAGAAAUAUCUAUUUUAUCCUUUUUAGCUACAAAUGAAUUAAAUAGUAAUUUAGAAAACCUUAUUUAAACCAACUUUAAAGGUAAUAAUGAUAGGAAAUUAGAUAAUCUUCCUAAAGUAUAAAAGAUUAACCUUCUUCAUUUGGAGUAGUCGAUAAAAAGUAAUAGGUAAAUAAAAAUGUCUAGAUUUGUCAAUUAAACGGAAACUUUUAUUCAAUACCCUAAAUAAUUGAAGAUUAAAAUGGAAGAAUUUAAUAUUUCUUUAACAUCCAUAAACAAAAUUUAGACUAUUGUUAAUGAAUGGUUUAGAGAUAAAACUAAUGAAGAAAACUUUAAGAAAUUGCUUCCUUUCUAUUUUAAUAUUAUUAAAAGGGGAGAAUCACCUGAAGAAUUAUUAAGCUUAAUAAAUAAAAAUGUAAUGUAAAAAAAUAAAAGUCAUUGGAAUGAAACUUUAAACCUAAAAUCUCUAUUUUAAUUACUUUACAACAAUUCAGAUAAAGAACUUUAAAUGAUUUUAUUAAAAAUUCACUCAAAAUAUCGUCCUGUCCCUUUGCUUUAUUAAAAUCCUUAAUUAGAACAAGAUAAAACUUCAAUAAAAGACUUUUAUGUUUUCAACACAAAUAUUUACUACCUUUUAUCAAAUGAUUUUCCAAUAAUCAACUUUUCUUUAUCCUAAACGGUUAAUCAAUUUGGGAAAACUGAGCUAAUUAAUAAGUUAUUUUAUAUUGAUAACAAAGAAGAUCAAAAAUUUGAAAUUUCUGAUUCUUCUAGAAUGAAUAACAAUUCAGUAGAUUGCUAAUUUGAUUUUUCCUUUAAUGGAAGUAGAAACUACUUAAUAGCUGAUGUGCAUGGAUAGUUAGAAGAUGAAAUAUUCGAGUAACUACUCCCUUUUUUUUAAGUAUGGAUAAUAUAGAUGAAAACAGAAGAUGAAUUUGAUGAAAAUGUUGAUAAGUUAAUAGAGUUAUGUGAAAAAAUGAAAUUAAAUUUUCAACCCAAAAUUAUUUUAAUUAUUCGAGACUCAGAAAAAAAGGAAUUGAAUCAGCAAAAAAUUGAGGAGCUUAAAAAAAAAGAAUUAGAUUUUUGUACUAGUCAAAUUUUGAAUCUAAAUCAAUUAGUGAAUUAGGCCAUUGAAAUAGAAGAAAGGACAAAAAUAAAAAAAUGCAUUUUACAAUAAAUUGGCACACGAAAUGAAAAAAUUUCAGAAGAAUAAAUCUAAAAAUCAUUUUUGUAACUUUGCAAAGGUUUUAAUGUAGAGGAUAAGGAAAUCAGGGAAUCUUAAAAAAUUCUCAAUGAGUUAGCAAAGGAAUUAAAAAUAUUAGAAUAAAACGAAUAUGGAUUUUAUUCAAUUAAAGCAUUUCCAUUUCGAAAUUUAGUAUGGGAAAUAAAAACCAAGAAGCAGUAAAGAUAAGAAUUAAAUUAUACAAUACUUUCAUUAGAAUAAGAGUUAGAGAAAAAAAAAAAUGUCAUAAAUGACUUAAAAAAUGAAAAGAGUAGUGAUUAAAAAGAAAAAAUAAAAUAAAAAGAAAAUGAAAAAAAAGAUAUUGAAAACAAUAUAAAAUCCAUUCAAGAUAAAUUAAGAGAAAUAACAAAUAAGAUUCAAGAUAUUGAGGAUAAAAAAUAAAAACAAAAUUUUGAAGAAUCAAAAUUAAUAAAAUCAUUUAGCCUUAUUUUUAAAUAAGAUAAUUAUUACAUAACCUAUUUAAGAUUUGUCGAACACAUUUAAAAAUUCAACUAAAAAAAUCUUAAGAAUUUAAACAUAGAGAUAGAGGAUCUAAGAAAAAAAAUAGGUUCUUUUACAGAAGAAUAAAAGAAAGAAAGAAGUGAAUCAGAAGAAAAAUUGAUAACUUUAGAAAAAAAAUAUAGCGUUUAAAAUAUAAGUAUUGAACUAUUUUGGAGAGAAGUAAUUAAAGGUAAUAGCUCUUUUCAAUAAAGUCCCAUUAAAGUAGUUUGCUAAUUGAUAAAAAAGGGAGAGCCUUUUGAAUUUUUAAAUGGAGAUGAUCUUACCAUAGAUUCCAACUUUUUAAUUUAAUUAAGAGAAGAGUUAUUAGAUAAGGAUGAUAACAAAAUACUGUUUUUAAGUAUACUGGGGCCGUAAAGCUCUGGGAAGUCAACCUUAUUAAACAGAAUUUUUGGGUGCCAUUUUUUAACUAGUAUGGGAAGAUGCACAAAAGGAGUAUUUCUCUAAUUGUUAAAAAUAUCGAAUAAAGAAUAAUUUUAAAACUUUGAUUAUAUUUUAUUGUUAGAUUCAGAAGGAUUAUAAAGUCCUAAUUAAAAAGAUCCAGAAUUUGAUAAAAAAAUUUCUCUUUUUAUAAUCUAAAUAAGCGAUAUUCUUAUAUUUAAUGUAAAAGGGGAAAUUCAUUCAACAUUUCAUAAUUUAAUUGAAGUCUGUUUUUACACACUUGCAAAAUAUUCGAAAUUACAAUUCUUAAAAUAAUUUUCUUGGUGUUUUAAUCAAAAUAGUUAAAUUAAUGAUGACGAAAAACAUAAAUUGUUAAAAUAAAUUGAAGACAUAGGAAAAAAAUUGAAUUCUGAAGAAAAUUUAAUUGAAGAAGAUGGAAAUAAAAUAUGUUAUCUUCAACAAUUAGAUCUAAACAUAGAUCAUAUCUACAUUCUGGGAAUGGCAACAAAUUCAAAAGAAUGGCAAAAUUCUGAUAAUUCCAAGUAAAUCUAAGAAAUUAAAUAAGAAAUUAAUCUUUAAGAUUAUUCCAAAAAUGCAUUAUCAUUUGGAAUAAGCAUAAUAAACAAAUUUAUAAAUAAAUAUAAUGGAUAACAAAAGAACCGCCAUGAAAUUUUGACUUGGAAGACUUUUAUUACAAAAGUGUAAUAGUGUUGGGAAAUAGUCUCAAAAUUACCUGAUUUAGUGGAAUUUUCAGAUUUAAAAGAAUAGAAGGAUUAUGAAACCAUAAAUAAAAUUGCAACAGAAAAAAUGACAAAAGCAAACGAAAAAUUUCUAAGCUUUGAUAACAUCAUUUAAUAGAUUUAAGCAAAGAGUGAACUUGAAAAUUCACUAGAAAACUAUAAUUAAAUACAAAAGGAUUUUUAACAAGAUUUUUAAUAAUAGUGUUCUUAUUAAAAAGAAGAGAUAUUAAAUGAGUUAUAACAUGAAUAUUCAUUUUCAAUAAUUUCAAAUGCAAUUAGAAAAAAAGUUGAAGGUAAUAUUGCAGAAGUAUAUUAAGCAAUUGGCUUAGAAGGAUCUUUGAUAAUUUUGUAAAAGAUUCACUAAUUAAGGAGAUAAUUUCAAUAUAGCCUUGUUCCUGCAAAAAUUUAAUAAACUGUCAAUGAGAUAUAAAAUGAUUCAGAAUAAUUAAUAACUUUACAAGAGGAUAAAAGUAUAAGAGAUAAUAAAUAUGAACAAAUCUGGAAUGAAUUAGUUGAAUCAUCAAACUUGGAAGUGGAAAAACUUCACAUAGAAUUUCAAAAAAAAUUAUUUGACUGCUUUUUGAAAUAUAAGAAGUAGUACUAGUUUAAAGCAGAGAGCUUAGAAGACUAAAUUGAUUAUUUUGUGAAAUAAAUCAACAAUUAAGAUCCAAAUACACAAAAAGAGAAUCAAAUGGAGAAAAUUUGCUCUCUAUUUUUGGAAGACUUUUAAAAGAAUUCAUUCAAUACCCUUAAUAAAUUUAGCAAAUAACAAUUUUAACAAAUUUUUGAUGAAGACAUUCUAAAUAGACUUAAUAAUCUGGAUAAAUCGACUUUAAUCAAUCCAUUGAAUUACUUACUAAAGAAAACUACCUAUGAAACCAUAGAAAAAAAAGAAAUUGUUAAAAUACUCUAAAAAGGUUUAAAAUAAAAGUUGAUUUAAAUUGUAAAAGAACAAAAGGGAGAUGAAAAAAAAUAAUUAGAAGUUUAAGACUUAUUUAAUACAUUGAAUUAAUUACCUAUAUAAUUUGAUAAAAAAAUAUUACAAGCAGUACUUGAUUUAAUUAAGAAGGAUUUCUCAAGAUUUAAAGAAAUUCUUAAUGAAGAUUACAAUAAAAAGGUUUUUUGUCAUGCAACAACAAAUGAUUUCUAUAAAUCUCGAUUCGAUUCGUCUAUUUUUCCAUAAAAAAUCUAAAGUACCGCAGUAACAAAAUCUCCAAACAAAUUCUAAGCAUCAAAUUAUUCGAAUGAAAUACUCACCUAAGAUAAUUCGGCUGCAGUAGUAAAUAAAAAAUAAAAUAAAUUAUCACCCCCUCUUUUUCCACAAAAUAAAUAAAAUUUAUCUAGUAUCUAAAAUUCUCUGUAUCCGAACGUUUAAGGAAAUACUUAAUAAAUUCCAAUUUAAACUCAACCUCCUAAUCUGCAAAAUAAACAAUAUUAACAAAUUAGAUAAGCUCCACAAUAUUCGGAGUAUUCAUACUUGCGAUAAAAAAAGAGUGCCUAUAGCCCUAAUCUAUGUCAAAGAUACUUAUAAAGUGCCUAAACUUAACAUAUCACUAUUAAUAAACUUACAACAAUUUACAAGUUAACAAACCUCUACAAAAUACGUUUCCAUAAAGCAAUUAAAUAUUACCAUAACCUAAUUAAAUUAAUUAACCCUCUUUUGAAGCCUAAGAUAAUCUUAAUAUUGAUAAUCUAAUCAAUUCAUUAAAAGAAGAAUCUCAAGCUUUAUCCUAAUCAAUAAAUAUUUUUCAUUUGAAUUAU
Molecule: messenger RNA, 5819 nt
Organism: Paramecium octaurelia
Lineage: Eukaryota; Ciliophora; Oligohymenophorea; Peniculida; Parameciidae
Source: the annotation of a GenBank genome assembly